GAGUUUCCUCACUUUUUAUCUCUCACUUUGAACUAUUUUAAUUUUAACUCAAUUACGUAUAUAAAUAGAAAACUUUCAAUGUAAUUGAUAUACGUAAUGUGCAUGAAACGUGCAACAAUAAGUGCCAUUAAGUUUAUAGGUUAUGUCAUAAUUUCUUAACCUCGCACCCGGCAGUGUUGACUGUUAAUAACUGUUGCUAAUUGUCACGCAUACCUUUACGUAUUUCGUGCUUCAACCUAUUAUUAUAAUUAGUUUUCAUGAAACGAUCUUACAUGGAAAUGGAGCAUUCCAACAGCAGUGUACCUAAUAAAGUCGUUCUUGUUGAGCGGAAUGUGACUCCACAGGGUAUACCAUUACUCAAUCCAACUAUCAUUGCCAAAAAGGGCUCAAAUGACCUGGUCGAGUUAGCAAUAGAAAUACAACAGGCUGAUAAUUACGUUAAAGCCAAUGUAUGUAACAAGCUACAAAUGAUUGCACAACAGAUGAAUUUCCUUAAGAAACAAGCUGAAACUGUUCUAAAAGAGGCAAAACAAAAUUCUAUACUCAAUCAUGCUGCUUGUAACUUUAUUAAACAUCCAGGACACGUUUACCAUUUAUACCAGAGAGAAUCUGGACAGAUUUAUUUUUCUAUGCUGAGCCCAGAGGAAUGGGGUGCCUCUGGUCCACCACAUCGUCAUAAAGGCUCCUUCCGACUGGAAUAUGAUCGUUCAUGGACACCUUUAUCUGAUAUUUCGACUAAAGAUAAUGAACUUACCAUAAUUAAUAAAUUCCUUCAAGCUACUGAAACUUCCAUGUGUCCUUCUAUCAUUGACGGUAUGAUCGUGGAUUCGUGAUAUCAAGAAUGCAUCAUAUUGAUCUUCUAGUACGAAAGAAUAGAUAGACACUAAUUCUUAAUUUCCUAUUGUAUAUUUGCGCUCAUAAAUGAUCAGUUAAAUAGUAGAGAUGCAAUUAAAGAUUUAUUUUUCGUCCCAUAGGAAUUUAUUAGCGUCUUAAGGAUAAAUAAUCGAUAUUUGGACUUGAUUCAUAAUGGAUUUAGAAAUAGACGUUCUAUAUUAAAAAGUAAUUAUUACUUCAACAAUGAUAUAUUUAUUGUUAAAGAAACAGUCAUUUCUUGUAAUAUAUAUUAACAAGUGUUUCUUCAAUAAUUCACUAACAAUUUAAUGCCACAAGUGACUAUGUUUCUAUGAAGUAACCUUAGAUCAGAUCAAAAUCAAUAGCGACAAACAAAUUGAUAUGCUAAUAUAAGAUAAAUAAGCAGACUGACCAUUUUAGUAUCUUCGUGUACCAUUAGAGAUGCCUAUAGACGAUCAAUUAAAGCUUAAAAUUAUUGUAACUAUACAGAAUUAAUCACCAGGCAAAUUCUGCAUAAUCAGAAAGUAGAUAUUUUUUUUAUUUAAAGAAAAUUUAUGAAAACUUAUUCAUGCAAACAGAAUUUCCAAUUUGUUUCGCGCAUGUAUUAUGACAUUUUCCUAUUAUGUUUGAAUACUAUGAUUUUACUUACAAUAUUUAUAUGAAUUUUACUUCUGUGAAAUAAUAGCCGUGUUAUAACUCGCAAAAGUAUACUUACGUACUUUUACAUUUGCAUUAAUCGGUAACGAUUAAUUCGAUGUCACAAAUGUACAAUUCAAGGAUAGAUACUCGUUAAUUAUAGUUAGUUUUGAAUACAACUAACAUCAUUACGUAGAGAAUGUAUAAUAAAAAAAAUCAAUGUGUA
Molecule: messenger RNA, 1714 nt
Organism: Cephus cinctus (wheat stem sawfly)
Lineage: Eukaryota; Metazoa; Arthropoda; Insecta; Hymenoptera; Cephidae
Exons: 4
Coding region: 258-833 (191 amino acids)
Source: RefSeq, a predicted model, not a curated record